Messenger RNA from Zonotrichia albicollis (white-throated sparrow), 699 nucleotides. NCBI's taxonomy places the organism in Eukaryota, Metazoa, Chordata, Aves, Passeriformes, Passerellidae. The record is from RefSeq and is a predicted model, not a curated record.
GGGCCGCUGCCCGAGCCCGAGAAACCCAGGAAGGGCAAGAAGGAAAAGACCCCCAAGAAAGCCAAGGAGAGACCCCGGGGGCCCAAAAAGGACAAGGACAAGGACAAGGACAAGGACAAGGAGCGGGGCAAGAACAAACCCCCCAAGAAACCCAAGGAGAAGCCGCCAAAAGGCUCUGAAACCCCAGCAAAAGGCUCAGAAAAAACCCCAAAAGGGUCUGAAAAAAAACCAAAAGGCUCUGAAAAGCCCCCAAAAGGCUCCAAAAAGCCCAAGGAGAAGCCACCCAAGGCCACCAAAGCCUCUGGCAAGAAGCCACCAGUGGCACCGAGCCCCCCCAGUCUCCAGCAGCCCUGGCAGGGCAGGGAGGAUGGAGAGGUACCCGAGCUCUUGGAGCCUUCACACAAGGAGGAGGAGGAUGGAGGUGUCCGAGAGCUGGAGGAGCCCCCAGAGGAGCGCUGGGGGCCGGGCCGGGAGGACUGGAGCCCUGAGCCAGAGGUCCCCGAGGAGCCGGAGCCCCCAACCCUGGACUACAACGAGCAGCUGGAGCGGGAGGACUACGAGGACUUCGAGUUCAUCCGGAGGCAGCAGAAGCCCCCCAAGCCCCCGGGCAGGAGGAGACCCGAGCGGGUGUGGCCCCAGCCCGAGGAGGAGACACGUACGUGGGAAGGGGGGACACGGGAAUGGCACCCCUCGGGGUGA